UACCACUUUUCCGUCAGUCGAUUGUCAACAUUCAGUACGAUCAGACUCAUUAGGUUAAUUUUUAGUUAACAACAAAGGUAAUUAGUUUUAUUUUCAAAAAGUACAACAAACAAAAUUAAGAAACAUAAUGACAACUUUCAAGCAAGUUCCUCUCACAUGCGGUGGCCAUACUAGACCAGUCGUGCAUUUGGAUUUUAGUGACGUUACAAAAGAUGGAUAUUAUUUAAUUUCGGCUUGCAAAGAUGGCAAGCCCAUGUUGCGGCAAGGUGAAACUGGUGACUGGAUUGGCACAUUUGAGGGUCACAAAGGAGCAGUGUGGGGGGUGGCUUUGACACAAAACGCUAGUCUUGCUGCAAGUGGAGCGGCUGAUUUUUCAGCAAAAAUAUGGGAUGCUCGAUAUGGUGAAGUGGUGCACACAUUUGACCACGAGCACAUAGUUAAGAGUGUUAAUUUUAAUGCUGAUGAUACACUACUACUUACUGCAAGUAAUGAGAAACUCAUACGAGUUUUCGACCUCAACAAACCGGAAGCUGGAGCUUUAGAGAAAAUAAGUGCGCAUACAAGUAGUAUCAGACACGCAGUGUUCCUACACAACUCACGCAUAGUCAGUGUGAGUGAUGACCUCACGAUGAGGGUAUGGGAUCGUACUAGCGGCCAGGAAGUCCAGAAAGUAGAGUUCCCAACAAUACCCAAUAGUUUAGAAUUAUCAAGAGACGGAGCUAUACUGACAGUAGCUCACGGUACAAAUGUUUCAUUCUAUUCUUCUGACACGAUGCGCAAGAUGCGCGAAUUCCCAGUGCCAACGAAAUGUUAUUCAGCGUCGCUCGCGCCUAGCAGAGCCACAUUUGUGUGCGGCGGCGAAGACUUGAAAGUCUAUAAGUUCGAUUAUAAUACUGGAACUGAACUUGAGUCGAACAAGGGCCACUUCGGGCCUGUGCACUGCGUGCGCUGGUCCCCGGACGGCGAGCUGUUCGCGACGGGCUCGGAGGACGGCACGGUGCGGCUGUGGCAGGCCGUGCCCGGCCGCGUGUACGGCCUGUGGCGCCGCAGCAACGACCACGCGCCGCUGCUCAACGGCUUCAAGGAGGUGGCCGCCAACUGAUAGCCCGCACGCACACUUAUGGGUCCAGGAGCAGUGACAGUGCAAUCAAAAUUGAUCACUUGGUGGCAUCACUGUGUUGUGGUGUAUUUGUCACCAGGCCAUGUGUAUAAUGAACUUAAGGGGGGACUAGCCUGAAAAAUCAAGACUUUUAAGUAUUCAAGGUAAAUUUUAAGAGUUUGUGUUGUUUAUUUUUUUGCAACACUAAUUUUUUAUACUCAGACCUAAUGUAUUUAUUGUAAAAAGGAACUAAAUAGACUUGAUAUGCAACAAAAUAAAGUAAUUUGUAAAUAUUUUACGA
Messenger RNA from Trichoplusia ni (cabbage looper), 1400 nucleotides. It is a transcript of the gene wmd, whose product is annotated as serine-threonine kinase receptor-associated protein. Gene Ontology annotation, molecular function: protein binding; RNA binding. Gene Ontology annotation, cellular component: SMN complex. Gene Ontology annotation, biological process: spliceosomal snRNP assembly. The record is from RefSeq and is a predicted model, not a curated record. The coding region runs from base 128 to 1102 and encodes 324 amino acids. The transcript is spliced from 8 exons. Lineage: Eukaryota; Metazoa; Arthropoda; Insecta; Lepidoptera; Noctuidae.